UUGCGCAGGCCAGUCGUCGGGUAAUCUCUCGUGUUCGCGUUACCAUUGGACGUGACACUGUCUCGCUGUGUAUUAAUAACGAGACGGUCUAUGACCAGUAACGUGUGUCAAGAGUAAACAGCCUCACAGUACCCUUAAUGAGAAGCAUCUAAUGAUACAAACAGAUAAAAAAAAUUGCCUUGACUAUGUGAUUGAUGUAGAGCUGCUGUAAUUGAAGAAACAAAAUUAUAAAACACCUGAAAAUUAUUAUUAAGUGAAAAGCAUCAAUUAAAAUAAUGAAUAUUCGUACAAAGCUAGCCAUCAUCUUUGGUGUAGGUUUAGUAAUAACACUUGUUGGAUUAAUAACAGGAAUAUGUUGGUCUUUAAUUUAUCAAGCACUUUUAUAUGCGCAAUUAUCAUUAACACCAUCAUCUACAAAUUAUGAACUUUGGAAAGCAACACCCAUCCCUAUGUAUCUAAAAGUAUACUUGUUCAAUUUGACUAAUCCAGAUGAUUUUACUGCUCUCAAUGGAUCAAAACCAAAUUUUGUGGAAAUGGGUCCUUACGUAUUUAGCGAAGUUGAUUACAAAGUAAACCAAACAUGGAAUGAAAAUGGUACUAUAACAUAUCAAAGGAAAAGGGUAUGGCAUUUUGAGGAAUCUAUGUCAAAUGGUAGUUUAUCUGAUAAUGUAACUAAUAUAAAUGCUAUAACAGCUAGUGUUGCAUACGCAUUACGACAUAAGUCGUCUGGUUUACGUGGAAUGGUAGAUGGAGUAAUGCGUGUAAUAGAUCAACAAUUGAUAAUCACCAAAACUGUAAAUGAAUUAUUGUUCGAAGGUUACGAUGAUAAAUUGCUAGACAUAGCUCGACGAUUAAAUAUGACUGAAAUUCCAUUCAGUAAAUUUGGUUGGUUUUAUAGUAGAAAUGGUUCUGCAUCUUAUGAUGGAACAUUUAACAUGCUUACCGGUUCAUCUAAUUUACGUGACUUGGGGAUAUUAAAAGAAUGGAAUUUUAAUGAUACAGUCAGUUAUUAUCCUGGGCAAUGUGGAGUAGUAGGUGGAACAAAUGGUGAUUUGUGGCCACCAUUACCCAAUAACGAGACUAUUAGUUUCUUCGUAUCUGAUAUUUGCACGACUAUGUCAGCGAAAUACGAUAACAUAACUGUUCACGAAGGAUUGACUGGUGUUAGGUAUAUUAGCGAUGGUACGAUACUUGAUAAUGGAACAAAAGUACCAUCUCGACAAUGUUAUUGCCAGGGAGAUUGCGUACCAUCCGGAGCAUUAAAUAUUUCAGCGUGUAAAUGGGGUGCACCGGCAUUCAUUAGCUUACCCCACUUUUAUUUGGCUGAUCCGAGUUACCGAGAAAAUAUUACAGGAAUGAUUCCUGAUAAAGAGAAACAUGAACUUUCAAUAUCCUUAGAACCGAAAACGGGAGUCCCACUAAAGAUACAUGCACAAUUGCAAUUAAAUAUAAUGGUUCUACAUGACGAUGUUAUGAAGAUGUUUGAAAAUGUUACGACUACCUUCGUCCCGACGCUAUGGUUUACACAGGAAGCUACUUUAACUUCCAAUUAUGCUAGUAUAGUCAAGUUCAUUAUAAUUCUGGAAUCAUUGGGCAGUGUAACUUUGUUUGGUAUUGCCGCUAUUGGUAUUUUAGUUUUAAGCAUUGGUCUUUUCUUAUGUAUUCGACACAGUUUAAGAGGUGAGGAGAGUCAAAUUUUAUUAUCACAAAAUGAUUUUGUUGACGGUGGCGGUAUCAAUCAUUAAUUAAUUAUAUUUUUAACGAAGAAAUUAUGAACUUAUAUAAAAAACAAUUAUGACCAAUGUGACAGUUAGAUAAGAAAUAAUUAUCAUCGUUAGAAUUCAAGAAUUGAGAGCAUUUAUAUAUUUUCAAAUCUUAUUAUAUGUUUCCUUAUUAUAGUUAGAAGAACAUAAGGUAGCACCAAAAUAAUUAUAAAAGAAGAAUUUAAUACCGUAAGAUUAACACAUUGUUCUAAUUGAUUAUAAGUGUGCUUACAAAGUAUUUCCAUGAUUUAAACAAGUGCCUCAUUGCCUUAACGAUAAUAGAUAGUUGUUGGAAGCAAUAAAAGAAAUAGUUUGUGAAGUUUAAAUAUUUAAAGAUGAUAUAUGUAUGUAUUAUAACUUAACGUAAAUGUUCUUAAAAUAUUUUUUUAGCAAUGCAUAUGAUAAUCUAGGUAUACAUGCCUAUGAAAUUAAAACUAAAAAGCUGAUAAGUAUUAGAAUGGCAUUAAUUAAGAUAAAUACAUGUUUGAGUCAAUCAUGUAGAUAAAGUUUUAGUAUUUACAACACUGUUAAUACUGUGAUAACUAGAAACUUCUUCCAUUGUAAAUAUAAUAGAAUCUAAUAGAAAUAAAAGGAUAUUAAUUUUAUACAAUA
Molecule: messenger RNA, 2375 nt
Organism: Osmia bicornis bicornis
Lineage: Eukaryota; Metazoa; Arthropoda; Insecta; Hymenoptera; Megachilidae
Product: protein croquemort
Exons: 10
Coding region: 276-1745 (489 amino acids)
Cellular component (GO): cytoplasm; membrane
Molecular function (GO): scavenger receptor activity
Source: RefSeq, a predicted model, not a curated record